Fimicolochytrium jonesii is the source of this 1095-nucleotide messenger RNA. RefSeq names its product Brix domain-containing protein. Lineage: Eukaryota; Fungi; Chytridiomycota; Chytridiomycetes; Spizellomycetales; Powellomycetaceae. Gene Ontology annotation, cellular component: preribosome, large subunit precursor. The coding region runs from base 1 to 1095 and encodes 364 amino acids. The transcript is spliced from 5 exons. The record is from RefSeq and is a predicted model, not a curated record. Gene Ontology annotation, biological process: rRNA processing; ribosomal large subunit assembly. Gene Ontology annotation, molecular function: rRNA binding.
AUGGCCAAAAGGAAAAAGAAGAGGACGCACGUCAAGCCCGACGAGGCAGCUAUCGCCAAAGUCCCGAAAUCCUUCGUCAUCAAGGUCGGGCCGGUCGGGAGGAGUCUGGCGCACUUGGUGAAGGAUGUCAGGAGGGCUAUGGAACCGAACACGGCCAUGAACCUGCGGGAACGCAAAGGCAACAAACUCAAAGACUUCGUCGCCGUCGCCAGUCAACUCUCCGUCACGCACCUACUCCUCUUCUCACGCACGGCCGCCGGUGUAAAUCUCCGAAUUGGGAGGUUGCCACGCGGUCCCACCCUCACCUUCCGCGUAACGUCGUACGGUCUAUCAACCGACGUGCUGGCGUUGCAGAACAGGCCGAAAUCGCCGGGAUUCGAGUUCAAGACGGCGCCGUUGGUGGUGCUGAAUGGGUUUGGUGGGGACGACAAACAUGUCAAGUUGAUGGCGACUAUGUUUCAGAAUAUGUUUCCGCCGAUUCAAGUCCAGACGAUGAAACUCGCCGACGCCCGCCGCGUGAUCCUCUUCAACCUCAACAAAGAAACCAACGAAGUCGAGUUCCGGCACUACACCAUCAGCGUCAAAGUAACCGGCGUCAGCAAAAGCGUCAAAACCAUUAUCCAAACCGACGUUCCCGACCUCGGGCGCUACAACGACAUCAGCGACUACAUCCUCAAAGGCGCAUUCGCAUCCGAGAGCGAUGUCGAGGAUGCCGGUGAAUCCACCGUCACGCUGUCGCAGAAGUAUAUUGGGAAGGGGAAUAGGCAGGCGGAGCAACGCGCGAUUCGGUUGGUGGAGAUGGGACCGAGGAUCCAGCUGUCGCUUUUGAAGAUUCAGGCGGGGCUUUGUGAGGGAGAGGUUAUUUAUCACUCGAUUGUGCAAAAAACACCUGCACAGGUCAAGGAACAGGAAUGCCGUCUCCAGAAAGCAAACGCUGAACGGGCCCGCCGGAGAGCUGAGCAGGAAAAGAACGUUGCAGCUAAGAAGCAGGCUGAGGGCGGUGAUAAUGACGAUGAUGCGGAGGAGGCGGAGGAAGAGGAAGACGACGAUGAUGAUGCUAUGGAUGUCGACGAGGAUGAAGGGGAUGAGGAGUAG